Oncorhynchus mykiss (rainbow trout) is the source of this 2864-nucleotide messenger RNA. RefSeq names its product MBT domain-containing protein 1-like. The record is from RefSeq and is a predicted model, not a curated record. Gene Ontology annotation, cellular component: nucleus. Gene Ontology annotation, molecular function: chromatin binding; zinc ion binding. Gene Ontology annotation, biological process: negative regulation of DNA-templated transcription. Lineage: Eukaryota; Metazoa; Chordata; Actinopteri; Salmoniformes; Salmonidae.
UGAAAUAUGAUAAUUUUGUUUAUAUGCUAUGCUAGCUAGCUAGCGGAGUUUAUUUUUGCAUGUUAGGUUACCAUUAACUUUCCUCUCUUCACUGUCUCGCCACUGUAUCAAGAGAAAAUAGAAAACGCUCUGCAUGAAGGGCUGAUGGAAAACGCAAGAGAUUUGGCUGAACGGACUGUUCGUUCAGAAAGGAAGAGGCGGGACUCGUUUGGGAUGUUCGAUGGCUAUGACAGCUGCAGUGAGGAUUCUAGCAGUAGCUCGAGCUCUGAGGACAGUGAUGAAGAGGUGCCCUCCCUCCCUGCCAGCCUGCCCAUCAUCAAGACCAACGGCCAGGUCUACACCUACCCCGAUGGGAAGGCAGGAAUGGCCACCUGUGAGAUGUGUGGGAUGGUGGGAGUGAGAGAUGCUUUCUACUCCAAAACCAAGCGCUUCUGCAGUGUAUCCUGUUCAAGGAGCUACUCAUCCAACUCUAAAAAAGCCAGCAUACUGGCCAGAUUGCAGGGUAAACCACCAACGAAAAAAGCUAAAGUAUUACAGAAGCAGCCUCUCAUGGCGAAGUUGGCUGCCUAUGCCCAGUACCAAGCCAACCAACAGUACCAAGCCAACCAACAGAAUCAAGUCAAAUCAAAAACGGUGAUUCCUGUGAAAGGCUUUGAUUGGGGACGCUACAUAGGCACCGGCGACAUUAACGGGGCACCCGUCGGCUGUUUCAAACAUGUUCCCAUGGGAACUUCUUGGGGUGACCUUGCAGAAGGGGUGAGGGUAGAGGUGCCCAAUACAGACAGCGGCCUGCCAAUGAAAGUGUACUGGAUAGCAGGAGUUAUCAAAUUAGCAGGCUUUAAGGCACUGCUACGGUACGAGGGGUUUGAUGGUGACUCUGGCAGGGAUUUCUGGUGUAACAUCUGUGUCCCUGACAUCCACCCGGUGGGCUGGUGUGCAGCAGGAGGAAAGCCCCUGGUUCCUCCCAAGUCCAUUCAGCACAAGUGCACCAACUGGAAAGCGUUUCUUGUGAAAUGCCUAACAGGAGCAAAGACUCUACCUAUUGAUUUCUCCACCAAGGUGCAGCAGAGCAUGCAGUUCCCCUUUAAGAAGCUGAUGCGUGUGGAGGUGGUGGAUAAGACUCACCUGUGCCGGACGCGGGUGGCCCUGGUAGAGCAGGUGAUCGGCGGUCGACUUCGGCUCGUCUACGAGGAGUGCUCGGACGGCUCGGAUGACUUCUGGUGCCACAUGUACAGCCCACUGAUACACAGCAUCGGCUGGUCCCGCGGCAUCGGACACCGCUUCAAGAGAUCGGAUGUCUCAAAGAAACUUGAUGGCCAAGUAGAUGCCCCAGGACAGCUUUUUGUGAAGGUGAAGGAUGUUGACCAGAGCGGGGAGUGGUUUAAAGAUGGCAUGAAGCUGGAGGCUAUUGACCCUCUGAAUCUAUCAGCUAUUUGUAUUGCUACUGUUAGAAAGGUCUUGGCGGAUGGAUACCUCAUGAUCGGAAUUGAUGGUUCCGAGGCAGCUGAUGGCUCUGACUGGUUCUGCUAUCACUCCACCUCUCCCUCUAUCUUUCCUGCUGGAUUCUGUGAAAUCAACACAAUUGAACUCACCCCUCCACGUGGGUACACAAAACUCCCAUUCAGAUGGUUUGACUACCUCAGGGAAACGGGUUCAGUGGCAGCUCCGGUGAAGCUCUUUAACAAGGAGGUUCCAAACCAUGGGUUCCGCCCUGGCAUGAAGCUGGAGGCUGUGGACCUGAUGGAGCCCCGGCUGGUGUGUGUUGCCACAGUGACACGUAUUGUAUAUAGACUGCUGCGCAUCCAUUUUGACGGCUGGGAGGACGAGUAUGAUCAGUGGGUGGAUUGUGAAUCACCUGACCUCUACCCUGUGGGUUGGUGUCAGCUGACUGGCUACCAACUACAGCCACCAGCUGUGCUAGCCUCUAGAGAGCUCCCUCCGAGUGUGACAAAGCAGAAGAAGAAAUCCCAGCAGUACAAAGGCCAAAAGAAAAAGAGGAAGAUCCCCAUUGGCAAGCGGCCAGUGAGUUUGUCGGGGGUGGUAUUGAGUGGAGUGCCCCAGAGGAACCUAUCUGGAGACGAGAACAUGACCCCGCCAGACUACCCAUCUCCUCCCACGCCAGCAUCUGCCCCGGGGAACGCACAGCCUCCCUCGGCAGCCCAGGAACUCGGCCCCAACGGAAAGCCAGGGGUAACGCUGAAGGAGGAGGUUCAGGAGACGGACGAGUUCAACUUCCCGCAGGGCACAGCCUCUGACCUAGAGAACAACGGCUCCGGCUGCAGUUACUACAUCAAACAGGAGCCCUGAGUCUCCGUGGGGCACUGCUGCACCCACCACCGGAGGGCCAGCCUAAGGGCAAGAAGGAGCCUGUCCCACUCCCUCCCUCUCCACAGCACCAGAGACCAUGGGCCCUGGGUGGCAUCCCCACAACAUUAACAUGGAAGGUCACCAAGUGCUCCAAGCUGUGCCCAUAGAGAGAUUCAGGACAGAGCGGCUCAAAGACUAGUUCCAAACAGACAGCGCAAACGGGGAGAGUAGAAAAUAAAGGAAAAAAGAGGUGCGUAAAUGACAACUUUACGUUUCAGUUCAGUUUUUUGUACUUCAACAAAAAAAAGUUUUUGUACGACUUUUUCAAAUCCGAGAUCUUUUUGUGCAUCUCUCGUAUUCGUUACUUUGAGGUAGGGUAAUCUUUUGAUGGAUAAACUAUGUGAUGUUUGAGUGUAUAUAUAAUCAGAUUUUCCAAAAAACAGGGUGUAUGUACAGUUGAAGUCGGAAUUUUACAUACAGUGCCUUGCGAAAGUAUUCGGCCCCCUUGAACUUUGCGACCUUUUGCCACAUUUCAGGCUUCAAACAUAACGAUAUGA